Messenger RNA from Chara braunii, 1939 nucleotides. Lineage: Eukaryota; Viridiplantae; Streptophyta; Charophyceae; Charales; Characeae. The record is from the annotation of a GenBank genome assembly.
GUAGAGACGAUGGUCAUCCAAGCUCAUCUUGUUCGACAAGAUCGAGGAAAACUGCUCGUCGCAGCAGGGAGGCCAAAGUCCACGUUGGCCCAACGAACGUAGAACUUGAAGAACUUGAAGAAUUUGAAGACUGUGAACAGCGACCUGAUGCGAAGACUUGGAAUCAAGCAGAGCAACAAGUUCCAAGGACACUUGACUGAAACGUCGAAGUUCAGCCCGCAUGGCAUCUCGGAGCUCUCAAGCCCGAAGAGCGAACCGCUCCCCGCCAAGGGAAAACGAGGUUCUGUUAUCCGACGAAGCACGUAUCCAACUGCUCAUAGCCAAGUGCUAUGAGGACGGCGCCUUCACGGAAAGAAUCAGUCAAGGAGUAGUGGUAGUGGAUGGGGAGGAUAUCUUUAGAGGUAAUAGGAGGGUGGGUGAACUUACCACAGCAUGGCUGAAGGAGAGACUCGUCAUGGUGAUAUUCCAAGGUGCAGCAAGAGACUUCCCAAUCAAAGUCAGGGAAGACUUGAUAAGGGCGUACGAAAAUGGGUCGUAUCAAAAUUGCAUCUUCGACCGUACGGUGAAGAGGGGAAGGGUUCAUGGCGAGGGUCUGAAUAUCAUGACCUAUAUAGCCAUGAGCAGACAGGUAGCGCAGUGGAUGGUGGCGAAAGGCGAGGAUAAAGUGACGGUAAGAGGUGUGGAAUAUAGGAUGCUUUUCAAACAAUGGCUCACCAGGAGAGAACUGGACGAACGUCGAAGGAUGGAGGACGAGACUCGGUUCUGGACGAUGGCGCUCAGAGUUCCUGUUAGAGCGAUGUUUCCACUCAAGGAUAUGGUCAGCAAGCGUUCUGGAAGCCAGAACAUGGGAGCGUCGGCUUCUCAGGGACAAUACGGUCCAAGAGAAAGAACGCCGACAACACGGCGAAGAGUGCACACACAAAUGGAUGGCAUUGCAGGUGGCCUACUACAACAAGACAGGAGGAUAGAACGUGAAGAACUGAGACCAGAACAAGGUACGACAACAAUCGUGGUACACGGAGAGGCAACAGGAAUCCAAGACAUGCAGAGUGAAGAAGAGGAGAUUGAAGCAGAGGAGCAAGACAGAAUCAGGGGAGAUGGACUUGAGAGGACCUUGGUGGUGACAGAGCAACACGAAAAAGAAAGGCAGGACGACAUGGAUCGAUCAGGAGGCAGCGAGGAAGAGGGAGAAGAGGAAACGUAUAGGGAGAUUGCACCAGGGGUCGGCACUACCGAAAGUGAAGAAGAAGAGAGGAUUGAAAAUUUUAUCUUACCGUUAGUAUGUGCCCUUCAGGAUCGAGAAACAAUAUGUGAAGACCAGCUCCACCCAUUCUCUGCCAGAAGAGGCCCAGGCAAGUUCAGCUAUAAGUGGAUCCAGAGAGGAGUGGCUACAAUUAAGGACCUGUGGGUGGAGGAGUCAUACAACUGGCUGAGCAAUGAACAGCUGAAGGACAAACUGGGACAACUUCCAGAUCAGGGAGUAAGGCGGGACGCACUGAUACAAGCUAUUCCACAGUCUUGGAAAGACCUCAUAGCCCCAACUGGGGUAAACCCAGUGGAAAGCUGGUACAGAGGUCCACCAGAGGAAGGCAAUCGCCUUUAUAAGCUCUGCAACAGAAACGAAUUUGGAAAGUGUACUCUGGAGGUCUUUGAACUGAGAACAGGAGAGAAGCAGCAGCUGAUUCCGCAUGGAACGGCGGAGCGAUACGGGACCCAGGAUCUGAUAGAGGUUAGAGUAAGAGAGACUCCUCAACCGACACCUCACCCCCCUCUGCUGCAGGUGGCAGCAAAUGGGGAGGCCUUAAGUACGUUGAGAAUAGAUCCCACAGCUUGGGUUGGAGAAUAAAUGGAAGCGCAAAGAUGGGACUGGAAAACUACAAUCACCAGACCAUCAGAGCAGCCACAAGCAAGAUGGACAGUACAGCCCAGAUCCUCAAGA